Messenger RNA from Thunnus maccoyii (southern bluefin tuna), 3776 nucleotides. RefSeq names its product NAD(P) transhydrogenase, mitochondrial-like. The record is from RefSeq and is a predicted model, not a curated record. Gene Ontology annotation, molecular function: NAD binding; NADP binding. Gene Ontology annotation, cellular component: mitochondrial inner membrane. The coding region runs from base 330 to 3548 and encodes 1072 amino acids. Lineage: Eukaryota; Metazoa; Chordata; Actinopteri; Scombriformes; Scombridae. Gene Ontology annotation, biological process: NADPH regeneration; proton transmembrane transport. The transcript is spliced from 22 exons.
ACUUUCCACGGAAUUGUCACUAAUUGAACUACAAGUUUUGAUGGAUACAUUAAACCUUUAAUUCACAAGUAGUCUGUCAGAGUUUUAAGCAGCCUCUGGGGGUUGUUUAUCUGCUACCAGGGUGGUCAUGAGUAUAGUCACGUGGUUUGCUAUUUAUACAUAAAUAGUGCAGCAGCGCUAUCGAAACUGCGGAAGGUCGUCUGUCUGUCUGAUUGAGGGCAGGACGUUUCACAGGUGACCCUGCUGCUGAGGGAAAGUUGAAGCAUAAACCUGCUCUUUCUGGAAACCUUGAAAGCCAGAGAGAGUCUCAGGGCGGACGCUCAGUGGCCAUGUCGACCCUCCUGCGCUGCAUCUCCAGUUCUUCUGCCACUUUUUUCCAGCAAGGGGUCCGUCAGAAAUUACCUGGAAGGAGGCAAUUCAGGACUUUCCCUGUGUUAUGGGACCAACAGGCCUCCAAAGGUGUGCUCUACAAGGAUGUGGUGGUUGGAGUUCCUAAGGAAACGUUACAGAAUGAGCGUCGUGUGGCGUUGUCACCCGCUGGCGUACAGGCGCUGGUCAAACAGGGCUUCAGGGUGCAGGUAGAGAGCGGAGCUGGAGAGGAUUCAAAGUUUUCUGACCAGCAGUACAGAGAUGCUGGAGCCACCAUCACUGACGUCAAGGGAGCCCUUGGCUCAGACCUGGUCCUCAAGGUUCGAGCCCCCAGUUUGACCGAGGCAGACCUCCUGAAGCCUAAGUCCACUCUGGUGAGCUUCAUCUAUCCAGCUCAGAACACAGAGCUGAUGAAGAAGCUCUCAGAGAGACACAGCACUGUGCUGGCCAUGGACCAGGUGCCCAGAGUCACCAUCGCACAGGGCUACGAUGCACUCAGCUCCAUGGCUAACAUUGCUGGAUAUAAGGCUGUGGUUCUGGCCGCCAACCACUUUGGCAGGUUCUUCACUGGUCAGAUCACAGCUGCAGGAAAAGUACCUCCAGCUAAGGUCUUGGUUAUUGGAGGCGGAGUGGCUGGUUUAGCAGCAGCAGGGGCAGCCAAGUCAAUGGGAGCCAUAGUCAGAGGAUUUGACACCAGACAGGCAGCUUUGGAGCAGUUCAAGUCAUUUGGGGCAGAGCCUUUAGAAGUGGACCUCAAAGAGUCUGGCGAGGGAGUCGGAGGAUAUGCCAAAGAGAUGUCUAAGGAGUUCAUUGAUGCUGAGAUGGCCCUGUUCGCCAAACAGUGUAAAGAGGUCGACAUUCUCAUCAGCACUGCCCUGAUUCCAGGAAAGCGGGCUCCCAUUCUGAUCAAGAGGGAGUUUGUGGAGACGAUGAAGGACGGCUCUGUGGUGGUGGAUCUGGCUGCAGAGGCGGGGGGCAACAUUGAGACCACCAGGCCUGGAGAGCUGCACAUUCACAAGAACGUAACACACAUUGGCUACACGGACCUGCCCAGCCGCAUGGCCACCCAGGCCAGCACUCUGUAUUCAAACAACAUACUGAAGCUGCUGAAGGCCAUCAGCCCAGACAAGGAAUACUUCCACUAUGAGCCUAAAGAGGAAUUCGACUAUGGAACAAUUGACCAUGUCAUCCGUGGGACUCUUGUUAUGAAGGAAGGCAAGAACAUGUUCCCGGCCCCCCUCCCUAAAACAACCCCCCCACAAGCACCGCCAAAACAAAAAACAGUCGCUGAGUUGGAGGCUGAGAAAGUGGCUGCGGUCUCUCCCUUCAACCGCACCAUGAACUCUGCUGGCAUCUACACUGCAGGUCUGUCCACCUGUCUGGCUCUGGGCAUCAUCUCUCCCAACGCAGCCUUCACUCAAAUGGUGACGACCUUCGGCCUGGCAGGAAUCGUGGGAUACCACACUGUGUGGGGCGUGACCCCCGCUCUGCACUCACCUUUAAUGUCUGUCACCAACGCCAUCUCCGGUCUGACAGCAGUAGGAGGUCUGGUUCUGAUGGGUGGAGGUCUCACACCCUCCAGCCUGCCCGAGAGUCUCGCUCUGGCUGCUGCCUUCGUUUCCUCCAUCAACAUUGCUGGUGGUUUCCUGAUCACCCAGAGGAUGUUGGACAUGUUCAAGCGUCCCACCGACCCUCCUGAGUACAACUACCUGUACAUGUUGCCCGGGGCUGCAUUCGUUGGGGGAUACGGAGCUUCGAUGGCAGCUGGAUACAACAUUGAGCAGAUGAUGUACUUGGGCUCAGGCUUGUGCUGUGUCGGCGCUCUGGCAGGCCUUUCAGCGCAGGGCACCAGUCGCUUGGGUAAUGCCCUGGGCAUGAUGGGAGUGGCAGGGGGCAUCGCCGCCACCCUUGGCGCCCUCAAACCUUCACCAGAACUGCUGUCACAGAUGUCACUGGCCAUGGCCACUGGAGGAACUCUGGGUCUGACCAUUGCCAAGCGUAUUGAAAUCUCAGACUUGCCUCAGCUUGUGGCGGCCUUCCACAGCCUUGUGGGGCUGGCAGCGGUUCUCACCUGCGUCGCAGAGUUCAUGAUCGAGUACCCUCACCUGGACACUCACCCAGCCGCAGGUGUACUCAAGACCGUGGCGUAUCUGGGCACUUACAUCGGAGGCGUCACUUUCAGUGGAUCGCUGGUGGCCUACGGCAAGCUUCAAGGCAUCCUGGACUCCGCCCCCCUGAUGUUGCCAGGACGCCACAUGUUAAAUGGUGGUCUGAUGGCAGCGUCAGUGGCAGGCAUGGUGCCCUUCAUGCUCAGUUCCAGCUAUGGCACAGGCAUGGGGUGUCUACUGGGGGUGUCUGGGCUUUCCACUGUUAUGGGUGUAACCCUGACAGCAGCCAUCGGAGGUGCUGACAUGCCCGUGGUCAUCACCGUGUUGAACAGCUACUCUGGAUGGGCGCUCUGUGCUGAAGGUUUCCUGCUAGACAACAAUCUCAUGACCAUCGUUGGAGCUCUGAUUGGCUCCUCUGGUGCCAUCCUCUCUUACAUCAUGUGUGUGGCAAUGAACCGCUCCCUGCCCAAUGUGAUCCUGGGUGGGUAUGGCACCACCUCCACAGCGGGCGGUAAGCCCAUGGAGAUUGUUGGCACUCACACUGAGGUCAAUGUGGACCAGACCAUUGACAUAAUUAAAGAAGCCAACAGCAUCAUCAUCACACCAGGCUGGGGUUUGUGUGCCGCAAAAGCCCAGUAUCCAAUUGCAGACAUGGUGAAGAUGCUGAAGGAACAAGGCAAGACUGUCAGGUUUGGUAUCCACCCAGUGGCCGGACGUAUGCCAGGCCAGUUGAAUGUCCUCUUGGCUGAGGCCGGCGUACCUUAUGAUGUGGUUUUGGAGAUGGAUGAGAUCAACGACGACUUCCCAGAGACAGACUUGACAUUGGUCAUCGGUGCCAACGACACUGUGAAUUCAGCAGCACAAGAGGAUCCCAACUCCAUUAUUGCUGGCAUGCCUGUCCUGGAGGUGUGGAAGUCCAAACAGGUGAUUGUGAUGAAGCGUACCUUGGGUGUGGGCUACGCUGCAGUAGAUAAUCCCAUUUUCUACAAGCCCAACACAUCUAUGUUGCUGGGAGACGCCAAGAAGACAUGCGACAGCCUCCAAGGCAAGAUCAGAGAGACCUUCUAUUAGUCACCCCUCACUAGCUUUGCCACGUAUACUUCUUGAGUCCAGUGACACAUUAACAGAUGCUCUAUUUCCAGCUUUGGACACAUUUUUGGAGAACAGAUAUAUUAGGUCUGCAACAAAUGAUAUUCUUUAUUCAAGAUGCCCAAGAUUCAAAGAGAUUUUUUCUGAAAAUGAGACAUGUAAAAUUCAAACUCAUAUGUAUUGAUUUGUAAAUAAAAAUAUUUAAAUGUA